ACGAUGGUCGUGUAAAAGCGUCAUACAAACGUGAAAACAAAAGGAAUCUUAACAAAGUGAAAUAAAAUUCAAAUUAAAUUAAAACUAUGGGUAUUUACGCUAAACGAGAAAAUAGUUUCGAAAUAAGUACUAUCGCAAGAAGAGUGGAAAAAUCUCAAAAUGAAUUAGAAACAAAAGUUUAUGAAUAUGAAGAAGCACUUGAUAUAACGGGUAACGGAUGGUACAACCGGUCGCUACUAUUUGCUUUGAGUAUAGGACUAUUAGGAAUGGGUAUAGACAUCUUUGGGUUCUCAAUCAUCGUCACUGGCUGUUCUUGUGACUUCAAGCUGGAAUUAUGGCAAAAGAGUACUAUGUUAUCCAUGCCCUUUAUCGGACCAAUUUUGAUGUCAAUACCAUGGGGCUAUAUAUCAGACACAAGGGGUCGUAGAACCACUUUACUAAUAGCGUUGUGGGGUAGUUUCUUAUCGUCGUUUGUAAGUGCAUUUUCGACCAACUGGAUUAUAUUGGCAGUACUAAAGGUUUUCAGUUCAAGUUUUUGCAGUGCUGUACAAUCCGGAGCGUAUGCUUUACUUGGCGAGUCUUGUUCAAACAAAGUCAGAGGCUCCUAUAUGCUCAUAAUGACUAGUGUGUUGAUGCUGUUCCUGCUGUCAUACGUAGUUCCUGGCUAUUUCAUCCUCCAGUUGAAAUUCGCUUACGAUUUGGUCUUCAUCAGCAUUACUCCUUGGAGGGUAUUGACUAUAGUCAUGGCUGCGCCUCUUGGUAUCAGCGCCUUCUUGCUGCACUUCUGCUACGAAAGCCCAAAGUUCCUGGUCAAUGCAGGACAGGAACAAAAAGCCUUGGAGUAUCUUCGUAAGAUUUGGGUCAGGAAUGGGAAUUGCGAAAAUGACUUUCUGAUACGCAGAGUAACAUUGAAAGAAGACAGUAAGGUUAGGGAUAAGCAUAUAAACUUUUUUAAAUCCCUAUGGCAACAGACGAUCCCGCUGUUUGAACCACCUUUACUAUGGAGGACCUUACAACUUUUCUUCUUGACUACGGUUAUUUACAGCAUCAACAAUAGCUUAGUAAUGUGGAUGCCGUACAUCGUGGAAGCCUUCACGGCUGGAGUACAUACCACAGCUGACAAGUCAAGGAGUUUAUGCAAUAUCAUCAUGAGUAUAUCCUCGACAAACGCUACAAUUUCAGAUGACUCAGUCAUCUGUUUUUCAUCCAUCCAGACCCGCACCUUAUUAUCAGGUAUCACUCAUGGCUUGCUGUUCGCUGGCAUCACAUUUGCCGUAUCAAAACUAGCCUCAAUGAAAAAAAUCAUGAUGAUCAUGUUCCUGCUGAUUCCAAUGCUUUCAAGUUUAGGAGCAAUAUUUAAUCAAAAUAAUGUAGCGAGUUUGUUGCUCUACGUCGGAAUGAUGAUGACGAAUUUAUGUAUGGGAGUACUGUUCGCUUAUUAUGUGGAGCUGUAUCCUACGUCGUACAGGGGCAUGGCUGCUUGCCUAGGAGUAAUGGUGGCUCGUCUCAGUGGUGUCGCUGGCGUGAACUUUCUAGGCUCAUUUCUAAUGACAGAUUGCACUAUGACGUUCUAUGCCUUUAGUGCCUAUCUUUUAGGUGGCAUUAUUAUAGCAGCAUAUUUCUUACCACCAGAUAAAACAAAAAACGUCUAAAUCUAAAUAUCUAAUACAAUUAUCUUACUUAAUAAAGCUGCUUAAUACAAUCAGACUA
Molecule: messenger RNA, 1710 nt
Organism: Trichoplusia ni (cabbage looper)
Lineage: Eukaryota; Metazoa; Arthropoda; Insecta; Lepidoptera; Noctuidae
Product: synaptic vesicle 2-related protein-like
Exons: 10
Coding region: 87-1652 (521 amino acids)
Biological process (GO): transmembrane transport
Molecular function (GO): transmembrane transporter activity
Source: RefSeq, a predicted model, not a curated record